UGGCGGACAGUGCGGAAUAGCGCUGCGCCGGAGGGUUGUAUAGCUGCAGACUUUUUGAUGUAGCUUUGAGCUGGCGGUGGGUGACAAAGGAUUCCACAACCCAUUCCGCUGGACUGUGCUUGCCACGGUUAUCCUCAAUUGAAAAUAUUGUGUUCAAAUAAAAGGAUGCAAUGGAUGGCCAUUGAUAUCCAUGGGGAUAGAUGGUGGUGAAAUUGACUGGUCUGUCUUUGUUGAGGGAAUUUUUCUGGAAGGUGAUAUCGCAACGAUGGUGUGUCAGACGUUCAGAAGUUUACAAAGAGGCGAUGUCAGUGCUCCUUUGCUUGCUGUGACGGUGCUUGGGGUUCUGUUCGCAGGGAUGCAAGAAACCACAGCAUUUCCCACCUGGAGAAUAGAGGAAGAAGCUCACACCUCCGGUGUGUUGAUGAUUGGGAUUCGUAAAGAUGCUCACUCGCAGGUUCUCCACCUCUCCAGGAACAAGCGCUACACCUUCACCCCCGAGAAACUAAAAUGGGACAAGUUCAAGCUCACAUACAAGCUGCUCUCUUUCCCAAGGAACCUGAUGAAUGCCAGUGACACUCGUCGGGGUAUCGCCAAAGCCUUCACUAUGUGGAGUGACGUCUCACCCUUCAGCUUUAGAGAAGUUCCCGCUGACCAGGAGGCAGACAUCAAGAUAGGCUUCUACCCCAUCAACCACACAGACUGUCUGCAGUCCUACUUGCACCACUGUUUUGACGGCAUUACUGGCGAACUGGCCCACGCCUUCUUCCCCCCGACGGGGGAGAUCCACUUUGACGACCAUGAGUAUUGGAUUCUGGGAAACAUGCGCUUCAGCUGGAAAAAAGGGGUGUGGCUGACAGACUUGGUCCACGUAGCGGCUCAUGAGAUCGGCCACAUCCUGGGCCUCAUGCACUCCCUGAACCCUAAGGCCAUCAUGCACCUGAAUGCAACUCUGACGGGGCGCAAGCUCAUCACACAGGACGAGGUGUGGGGCCUGCACCGACUCUACGGAUGUUUGGAUAGAUUAUUUAUCUGUCCAGCCUGGGCGCGGAAAGGCUAUUGCGACAGUAAGCGCAAACUCAUGCAGAAGCACUGCCCCUCCAGCUGUGAUUUCUGUUACGAGUUCCCAUUCCCCACUGUGGCCCCCACCCCCACACCCCAACGGACCAAACAUAAGCUGGUGGCUGAGGGGAAGAAGCUCACCUUCCGAUGUGGGAAGAAAAUUGCAGCUAAGAAAGGCAAAGUAUACUGGUACAAGGACGGAGAGCUUCUGGAGUACUCCCACCCUGGCUACCUCUCCCUAAAGGAUGACCACAUCAGUAUUGUGGCCAAUGCGAUCAACGAGGGCACAUACACCUGCAUCGUGAGGAAAAAGAACAAGGUCCUCACCAACUACUCCUGGAGGGUACGUGUGCGCUUCUGAGGGCAUUGCCACUCUCUGCACACAGAAGCACUGGGUAUUAGCACAGAGACCGACCACACACACGACCACAGAAGAAUAAUUCCUAGAAAAUAAGUCCCUCAGACCACUGCAAUUUCACUGCACGCUCUUGGGCACACUCAAAAUGGCCACCAGUCCACCCAUUGACUUGAAUGUGGAUGUCCGUUCUAGGAAUUAUAUUUCCAUGCACACGUUCGCUCACACAAACAUUGCUUGGUCAAAUGGGGACUGCACUCACUUGGGCACAUAUUUUAAUGUAUGUACGUUCUAUUUCUAAACAAUCAUGUUAUGUAAAAAAAAUUAAAUAGUCAUGUAUUUUCAUAUGUGCACAAUAAACAUUUCUGUGAUCAUUAGUAAAUUGAAUAUUGAUGUAAAAUUACAUUGUGACAAUCGAGUACAAAUUAGAUUCUAUUAUUAUGUGAACAACAGAAUGUUCUUUGAAGUUAGAGGUCACAAACACUUACAGGCUAGCUAGUAACCUCAGACUUGAAAUAUUGUCCUGAAAUGUUUUAUAAUUUUGCCUAACCUGGCUAUAUUAAUCCAUGGGUAAUGCAUUCUAAAGCUACUGCCUCUUAAUACAGGUCAUAUAAAUAAUUUACUGUCUGAAUUGAAGUUGGGUAAACCAAAAACAAACAUUGUGUUUAGUCACUGGAAAUAUUUAGACCUUUAUUCACAUAUGGAACACCUCCGAUAUCUUGCUUGCUCAGCUAUCCUUUAGGUGGAGCCAAUACUUUCUCUCCAGAAGGUGCAGUUCCACUAACAGCUCCCUUUACAUGCUCAUUUGACACAUCAGGUGUAAUAAUCCACAGAAGGGCUUAGAGGGGACUCUCAGAUAAAACUGAUUUAUGUACAUUUCCAUUUGUGUUGGUUCUAAAGAGUCUCCAGACGAGGGAACAUUUUGUAACUGUUCCAGUCUGAGCAGCCAGCAGUCUCCCAGAAAUGAGACUGCACUGUUUAUUUUCCUCCAGCUAGAAAUCAAAUAAUUUAUUGGUUUAGUCCUAGAAAUCGCAGCCACUUUAACAAAGACAAAAAUCUGGGGCUCUUUUCCCUGAAAGAACAAAGUCCUGAGACAAAGUGUGCAGUGCAAAGAAUGACAUCACUCUUGGGACGUCUAUUGAGCUGGAUUCAACGCUGGGAAUUUUUGGGGACUCGACUUCCCUUUUUAUUUUUUCCUUUUGGCAGGCAGUGUGUGGUGCUGUUUGCUUAGCUUAGACAGCAUUUAUAAAUACCAGCAAAAAGGUGGACAUAUAAAAGAUUCACAUUUUAUUUCUAGCAAAAACAUGUCCCGGGUCAAUGUAAGCCAUCGGUUAUACAGUAAAGUCCUUAUAAUAUGAUGGAUCGACAUGGCUCUAACACUGCUACAUUAUUAUACAGUAUCUCCAGUACUCAAAUACCAACGACUUCAACUCUGGUCCUCUUCAGCAGUGUAAAAAAGACAGAAAACAAAAAGCCAACAUUAGCUAAGGUACAGACAAAAUUGUAGUUAGGUUUUGACGCACAGUUGCCUCAUUUCCAUAAAAGUUAAACCUUGUCAGAAUCGAGAAAAUACUUUAAAAGUUCAAUGGUUGGGAUUCAGCCAUAUAGUUUGGAAAAAAGGGACAGUGUGUUUGUCCAUCGUUCAUAUCAUGUGACGACCAGUCUCCACCCUCACAGGGUGAGGGCAGUAAGCUGACCCUGACAACGGAAGCCAUUCCCCCAAUGAGUCCAGCCACAUAAAAAACUAAAUGUCCCAUGAUUCUUGUCCGGUCAGCUGAACAGGCUAGUAUGUCUCUUCCCAUACGCAGGGUGUCCUGCCCUCCAGGCGCAGCUCAGAACUUGAGGCUGAACCCUGGGCCCACGGCAGAAGCCCCUUGGUUGCUGGUAGUCAGAUGGAAGCCUGAGUCUUUCAGGUCAUCGUCACCCUGGAGAGAGGACAAGCCACACACAUUAGCUGAUGAGGCACAUUGCCUUUAUGCCAGAGAACUAAUGAAAUCUGGAAAAAUAAGUAUUAAGCAGUGGGAAGAUGUGUCUUGACAACACACAGUAAAGUGCUGUAGGUCUACAAUCUAUCAAACACAGAAACCAAGCUCAGAUGUCAAAACCUAGUUGACAGAGGGAUGUAGAGUUAAACCCAGCCUCACCAGCUGACUGUAGCCCAGGCCUCCCUCGGGGGGGCGCGGGCUGGUCCCCCUCUUCACCCUCUGUUGCUCGCUCUUGGCCGGCCAGGUGGGGAACAUGGAGGGGUCGAUGGGCUGCGGUGUCUCCCGGAAAUACUCGUGCUUCAGCGCCUCGUCCGAUAGGAUCCUCUUGCUGGGGCAGUAGGUGAGGAACCUAGUGGAAAGGGAAAAAGUCAAGGCCAGGGACGGUAGAGGUCACUCAAUAAGGUGGUACUUGCGAAACAAGACUUUAAAUCUUCGUCAUACUUCUACUCUUCUUACUGUUUAAGCUAGAAACGGCAUUCAAACUUAAUUGUGCAGACUGGUCUGCUUUUUGAUAUCAAUUCAUUUGUGUGUCUUUUUGUCCAUCCUCAUAGACUAACAUUCUAAUGCUCCCCAUUGUGACAUCACUUCCAACUUCCAUUCACUGUAAAUGCAACAAUUCAACUUGACACAAAAUCAGCUACAUUGACCAUUUUGCCAAACCCUUACAAAAGUUAGAGGGUGAAACAUCUUCCUCUACUUCGCUGCUAUUCAAAUCUGAAAUAACAGAAUUAUCUGGUACCGAUGUAACCUUACAGCUGUUUAAGUGACCAUCAACAUUUUCUGUAACUUUUUAUAAACUUGACAUUGACCCCUUUCAAAACAGGUUAGACAAAAGUUAGACGGUAUGACAUCUGUCUAAUUCUUUGUUAUUCAAAUCAGGAAUAAAGAACAGAAAUAUCUACUACCAAUCAAGAGGUACAGCUGUUUUAGUAACCAUGUCAACUAAUUUAGCCAACUUCCCAGAGUUGGAUUUACUGCCAUGGAACUUUUCAGAACUUUCAAAUUAUAAAAAUGGGGGGAUUAGCAUGAGACGAUGAGUAAACAUUAUGACUUUUGACACUAAUCAGCUACCUUGACCACUUUUCUGAACAAUUUGGUGUACACAAAAACUUCAAAAGGUAUGGCACAUUUGUCUACCUCUUAGAUGUUCAAAUCUGAAAUCAGAACAGCAAUAACUAUUAAUCAUGCCACACACACACACACAUCUACACCUUCAACCAUAGAUUCAUUCCUUUAUCAUACCAAUCAGUCCAACUUAACCUUGUUUUAUCCCUUUAUCCCUCCAUACAUAUGGUCUUCCAUCCCUGUAUCCUUUUUUUAAUUCACCUGUCCAUUUAUUUAUCUAUCCUGUCAUAACUUUCUUUUAACAGCUUUUUUCUUUGAUUAAGAAAUUAAUGUAUGGUAGAAGUAAGGGAUAAAUGCUUGGGAUAAAAUAAAGUUUUUAACCGUGUUUUAAAGUUCA
Messenger RNA from Oncorhynchus mykiss (rainbow trout), 4861 nucleotides. Its product is annotated as matrix metalloproteinase-23. The record is from RefSeq and is a predicted model, not a curated record. Gene Ontology annotation, cellular component: extracellular matrix. Gene Ontology annotation, biological process: proteolysis; collagen catabolic process; extracellular matrix organization. Lineage: Eukaryota; Metazoa; Chordata; Actinopteri; Salmoniformes; Salmonidae. Gene Ontology annotation, molecular function: zinc ion binding; metalloendopeptidase activity.